Populus nigra (black poplar) is the source of this 926-nucleotide messenger RNA. Its product is annotated as large ribosomal subunit protein uL13z-like. Gene Ontology annotation, biological process: negative regulation of translation; translation. NCBI's taxonomy places the organism in Eukaryota, Viridiplantae, Streptophyta, Magnoliopsida, Malpighiales, Salicaceae. Gene Ontology annotation, molecular function: mRNA binding; structural constituent of ribosome. The coding region runs from base 110 to 730 and encodes 206 amino acids. Gene Ontology annotation, cellular component: ribosome; cytosolic large ribosomal subunit. The record is from RefSeq and is a predicted model, not a curated record. The transcript is spliced from 4 exons.
AUAAAAAAGCAACCCCAUAUAUUACAAUCCGAAACCCUAAAGCCUCACUCUUGACUUUCACUUCCCUCACAGCAGCCGCUUAGCCAGAGAAAGCAGAGGCACAGCUACAAUGGUGUCCGGGUCAGGGAUCUGUGUAAAAAGAGUUGUUGUUGAUGCAAGGCAUCAUAUGCUAGGCAGGCUAGCAUCAAUAAUAGCUAAAGAACUGCUAAAUGGACAAAGAGUUGUUGUUGUUAGGUGUGAAGAGAUUUGCAUCUCUGGUGGGUUAGUGAGGCAGAAAAUGAAGUACUUGAGGUUCUUGAGGAAACGCAUGAACACUAAACCUUCUCAUGGUCCUAUUCACUUCAGGGCUCCUUCGAAGAUUCUCUGGCGUACCAUUAGAGGGAUGAUUCCUCACAAGACCAAGCGUGGAGAGGCUGCUCUUGCACGUUUGAAGGUUUUUGAGGGUGUUCCUCCUCCAUAUGACAAGACAAAGAGGAUGGUUAUCCCUGAUGCUCUCAAGGUUUUGAGGCUUCAGCCUGGACACAAGUAUUGCUUGUUAGGUCAGCUUUCAUCUGAGGUUGGAUGGAACCACUAUGAUACCAUCAAGGAGCUGGAGAAGAAGAGAAAGGAAAGAGCUCAAUUGGUCUAUGAGAGAAAGAAGCAGUUGGCUAAACUGAGGCUCAAGGCUGAGAAGACCGCAGAGGAGAAGCUAGGUCCCCAGCAAGAAAUUAUUGCUCCGCUCAAAUAUUGAUUGAAAUUUGAAGAGAAGGUUGCUAUUGAACGAGGAACUCUGAUCCGAGAAUUACUGUUUUGCAUCUAAAUCUGUUUCCUAUUUUGACAACUUCUGUUUGAGUGAAUUAACUUUAUGCUAUUUAUAUUAACAGUUUUCUUGCAAACAUUAUUCGGCUUUCCAGUUUAGAUAUAUAAUAGUUUGAACCAUUUCUUUA